This is a messenger RNA of Cladocopium goreaui, 425 nucleotides long. The record is from the annotation of a GenBank genome assembly. Lineage: Eukaryota; Dinophyceae; Suessiales; Symbiodiniaceae.
GAGCCCCGCGGCCGACACAGAAGCCCCGCGGCCGACUCAAGUGCCGCCGUCCGACACAGCCCGUCGGCGGCCGACACAGAGCCCCGCGGCCGACUCAAGCGCCGCCGUCCGACACAGCCCCGCGGCGGCCGAGAGCCCCGCGGCCGACUCAAGCGCCGCCGUCCGACACAGCACCUCGGCGGCCGACACAGAACCCCUCCGCGGCCGACACGGUACUUGGCGCCGGCCGACCCGGUACUUGGCGCCGGCCGACACGCCACCUGGCGCCGGCCGACACGGCACUUGGCGCCGGCCGACAAGCACACCCAGCCGCGGCCGACGCGCCCACCCCGCCGGCCGACUCACCGCGGCCGACACAGACCCUGUCCGGUUUAAUGCCUUAUUCAAAACAAGCAAGAAAUCACAACUACUUUUUUUUGGUAUGA